AUGGCUUCGAUCACGAAUUCGAAGCAUUCAGAAGUAAACGGCGAUUGUGUUUAUACACCACCCAACAUGCCGUCUAAUAAAGUAACCGUUGUUUUGGGUGCACAGUGGGGUGACGAAGGAAAAGGAAAAGUUGUGGACCUAUUAGCUUUGAAUUCCGAUAUCGUGUGUCGGUGCCAGGGUGGAAACAAUGCUGGACAUACAGUGGUUGUGGAUGGGAAGGAAUUCGACUUUCAUCUACUUCCAAGUGGUAUCAUCAACCAAAAAUGUACUUCGGUCAUUGGCAAUGGUGUCGUGAUCCACCUGCCUGGACUAUUCGAGGAGCUGAAGAAAAACGAGCUGAAGGGGAUGGAAGGUUGGCAGGACCGACUCAUUAUUUCAGAUCGUGCUCACCUGGUUUUCGACGUUCAUCAGCAGGUUGAUGGUCUCCAAGAGGCGGAAAAGGGCAAGAACUCCCUUGGCACAACCAAAAAGGGAAUUGGUCCAACAUACUCCUCAAAGGCCACAAGAAAUGGCAUCAGAAUUGGCGACCUCUUGGGCGAUUUCACAAUGUUUGAGGAAAAAUUCCGAACAUUGGCGGAAACGUACAAACGUAUGUUUCCCUCACUUGAGGUAGAUAUUGAGGGUGAACUGAUCAAGUACAAGGAGUAUGCUGAGAAAAUACGACCCCUGGUGAAAGACACUGUGACUUAUUUACACAAGGAGAUCAGCAGUGGAAGUAAAGUGCUGGUGGAAGGCGCUAAUGCCGCUAUGUUGGAUAUUGAUUUUGGUACAUACCCCUACGUGACGUCAUCGAAUUGCAGUAUUGGAGGUGUUUGUACGGGCCUAGGCCUUCCGCCUAAACUAAUUGGCGAAGUAUUGGGAGUUGUGAAAGCAUACACAACAAGGGUUGGAGAUGGGCCCUUCCCCACAGAGCUGCAUGAUGAAACUGGCAGGUUAUUACAAGAUCGUGGUCAUGAGUACGGUGUGACCACGAAGCGGCUGCGGCGGUGUGGCUGGCUUGACCUCGUCGUGGUCAAAUAUACCGCCACGGUCAAUGGAUAUACCUCAUUGUGCCUAACGAAACUAGACAUACUGGACACGUUGGAGGAAAUCAAAGUGGGCGUGGCUUAUAAACUUAACGGGAAAAAGCUCGACUACUUCCCGUCAUCGAUGCCCGAGCUUAGCUCUGUUGAGGUGGAGUACAUAACAGUACCGGGCUGGAAAUGCAGCACAGCGGCGAUACGGGAGCUCAAACAUUUGCCGGCGCAAGCGCAUCACUACGUCAAUAUAAUACAGGAAUACUUACAGAUACCUGUAAAAUUCAUUGGAGUGGGUCAAGGCAGGGAGUCCGUUAUUAACGUCGCGUAA
Molecule: messenger RNA, 1347 nt
Organism: Pieris macdunnoughi
Lineage: Eukaryota; Metazoa; Arthropoda; Insecta; Lepidoptera; Pieridae
Source: the annotation of a GenBank genome assembly